Messenger RNA from Amaranthus tricolor (Joseph's coat), 435 nucleotides. RefSeq lists its product as uncharacterized. Lineage: Eukaryota; Viridiplantae; Streptophyta; Magnoliopsida; Caryophyllales; Amaranthaceae. The coding region runs from base 1 to 435 and encodes 144 amino acids. The record is from RefSeq and is a predicted model, not a curated record. The transcript has 4 exons.
AUGGCACCAUACGAAGCUCUUUAUAGAAGGAAGUACCAAGUACCUUUGUGUUGGGAUUUGAUGGAUAGGACCAUUCCCAAAGGUCCAGAUGUAAUUCAUAAAUCGAUUGAUGUUUUGACGAUUGUUCAACAGAACAUGAGAGCAGCACAGAGUUGGCAAGAAGGUUUUCCUUAUGGUUUCACCUACGAAGGGUGUCCAGUGUUUUGGAGUUCGAGGAAAGUUGAGUCCAAAUUGAGGAAGUAUGUUCAUGAACCGUCUCAUGUUCUAGCUCACGAGCCGCUUUUGAUUGAGGAGUCUUUAGUGUAUGAGGAAAGGCCAACCAUGGUCUUAGAUACCCGAGUAAAAGAGUUGAGAAAUUCGAGGAUUCCUUUGAUCAAGGAUCGAAUCGUAGAAUCUACCCUUGUAGGAUCGAAUCGUAGAAUCGUAAGAUCGUAG